Molecule: messenger RNA, 2325 nt
Organism: Penicillium nucicola
Lineage: Eukaryota; Fungi; Ascomycota; Eurotiomycetes; Eurotiales; Aspergillaceae
Gene: abaA
Product: transcription factor AbaA
Exons: 4
Coding region: 1-2325 (774 amino acids)
Biological process (GO): regulation of transcription by RNA polymerase II
Cellular component (GO): transcription regulator complex
Molecular function (GO): DNA-binding transcription factor activity, RNA polymerase II-specific; RNA polymerase II cis-regulatory region sequence-specific DNA binding
Source: RefSeq, a predicted model, not a curated record
AUGGCUACUGACUGGCAAUCCGAGUGCCUCGUGCCUCAGAACCAGCCGUCUCUGGAUCCUGUGAGCGCUCAUUCAGAACGUGCUCUCCAGAAUACAUCUGGGAAUGUGCAGUCAUACUCGGACCAUCUAGCACACGAUGUCGCUGGCCGUGAUGACCAUCUUCAACAGCUUGCAUACAAGUAUCCCCACGCUGCUCCCAUACAACCUCUGUCCGGGCAUAGCUUGCACCAACAUCAACAGCAAGUAGCUGCUCGCUUGCACCAACGCAAGCUUCGUCGGCUUCAUUCCGUUGGAGCCAACUCCCAGUCUCGUCGUGCUAGAAGCAGCUACCUCAAGUCUCAGAAGUAUCUCGAGUAUCGGGCACGCCCCCGUCGGGAUACUGGCAAGGAUGGUGAACCAGUGUGGUCUGAUGAGCUAGAGGAUGCGUUCCAACAGGCCCUCGAAGCAAACCCUCCUAUGGGUCGGAGAAAGUGGUCGGAACGUGGCAAGUCUUAUGGAAGGAACGAACUCAUCGCCGAGUACAUCUUCAAGUUGACUGGCAAGCGGAGAACUCGCAAGCAGGUUUCCAGCCACUUGCAAGUUCUCGACUCGUUCCUUAAGGGAGACCCUGAUUGGGAACGACUUGUACGAGAGGCAUCAACAGAACGAUCAUCCAGUGUGCAUAGCUCGGCACCUGCUCCCAAGUGGAGAGCAUCGAUGGAACACCCUUCGGCAUCCAGUCACUAUGGAGCUCAUCCCGUUUACCAUGACCACAUGCGAUCAAUGCAGCCUUAUGCUGGUGAUCUUCCUCCGCCACAUUAUACCCUCGGAUCGAACAUGCAGGAGACCCCUGCCAGCUCCAUUCAUGGCUUUAGCUUCGAUAUGUGGGUCAGCGCUCCUCAACAGGCCAACCGCAUUGACAAGGCAUUGCAUGCAUACACUCGUCUUCAAGGCGACCUCCACCAGCCUGGGGCCCCUCCUAUGCCCCUUGAGCAUGUCAGUGGCUGGCGUUCCUCUUUCCCUCAGCUGGCUGUCAUGGUAGAUGAUAUUAACAACCCCAUUGACUGUGAUAUCAUCCUGUUAGAAGUCAACCUUGAACUGAUGACUGACUUCCCCCUGCGGGAUCUCGUCUUGAUGGAAAACUGGACCUGCAGCACACACCUGUACAACGACGGCCAAAAGGCCAUAGAGAGUUACCAUGAUCUUCCAAAGACCCACCCUACCAAGGUCAAGCCUCUGUUUGAAUCAUCUUGGUGGGCCAAGAAAUUCACCGACUUGACCCAAAGGAAGCGUAUUGCCGAAGACACAGGUUCUUCUCAAGACAUUCAAGACACCGAUGCCAGUACGCGUCAGUUCAUCCGCUCUCUGUCUGCAGUACAGGAGCUUCGAGCCACCCCUCCCAGUGCUCGCCGUCUUUCCAACCAAUACCAAAGCCACCAGGGCGAUGGGAGCAAGCGCAUGGCAAUCUUGGCUUGGAAGUUUCGCCAAACCCGGCCUGGUCAAGUCGGUACUACUACAUGGAGACGACUCAUCCCUGCCCCGGACCGCACCACUACCAAUAGCCCCAGGCCGGGGACUGGAGUUGACCUUCCUCCUCUCUCGUUGGACUCGAUCCUUCUCAACAAGCCCUCUCACCAAAACGUCUACCAGGCUCCUCAGCCCCAGGACCUCAUCCAUCACCAGGGCCACUCUCAAACCCAGUGGCCCAUGUACCCAUCAUCCCACGACAAUGUGGCUAAUCUAUUUAAUUCGUCGGGUCAGCUCGACUUCAUGACAUCCAUCACCAAGCCUGAAGACAGCCUCAACGACAAGACGGCCGUCACCUCCGUGCUAGACUCCUUUUCCACCAGCCUCGCACCGGAAACAGUCCCAUCCACCAGUCUACACUCCUCCAGCGGCGCGCCAGUCAUGCUCAACGUGCACGACCUCCCCCUCUCCCAUUCAAGCAUGGGCUACACAAUGGGCCACGACACCUCACACUACGUGCCAUCCCAACAGCACAGCGUGAACAUGCACGACAGCAACAGCGUGCUCACCGGCUUCUUUGGAUCCAACCCGCAGUCCCUCGACGACCUGAGCCACGGCCAGGCCUCGUGGGCCACGCACUCGGCCUCUCUUCCCGGUGAUGUCGGCACCGGCAGCUAUCACCACCUCCCCUUCCAGUCAGAGCAUCAUGCACCUGUCUCGCGAGAGCCGCAGCAACCUCAUCACUUCGAUCAGCUUCUGCCGUCUGAAGACUUGAUGGAUAAGCUUGUCGGGCGCAUGCCUAAUGGUUCCGGCAUGCAUGGGGCAGGCCCCGAUCAUGCGAAUGGCUAUGGUGAUAGUACUCCGGUGGAUACGGUAUAA